CGGGGGAGACGCGGAGCUGCCCGGGGGGUGCCCGCCGCUGCAGGAAGGGAGAAGCGCCGCCGCCGGACAGCAUCUGUCCGGGAGCACCGAGCCGCGGGUGGCUUUGCCCGCCUGGGGUGCGGGGAGGGCGGCGCGGUGCUCUUCGGCGGGGUGGCACAAAGUUUGGCGGCUGGCUGCCCUGACUCGCCCGCAGCGGCCAUGGAGCCCAAGCACAAGGAGCUGCUCGCUCAGUGCCGCCAGAGCCUGGCCCAGUCCAUGACCGAGGUGGACAAAGUGAUCGAGCUGCUGGAGGCUGCUGGCACCUUGAGCCCCCGCGACCUGCACGAGCUGCAGGAAGCCGCCGGAGGGGGAGCGGGGGCCGCCAGCAAGGCCGACCGGCUCAUCCAGCUGCUGCUGGCCAAGGAUCGGGACCAUUUCCAAGACCUGCGGGUGGCCCUGGAGAAAACGCAGCCUCACCUGCUCUCGAUCCUCUACCUGAACGGGGUGGCGGGGGCGCCGCCCGGGGAGACAGCCGGGUCCACUUACAGUGUGCUGUCCAUAAUGCCAUCUGAUUCCGAAAGUAGCAGUUCUCUCAGUAGCAUUGGUACGACAGGCAAAGCAUCAUCCCCACCACCUGUCUUAGACACAAGGCAGAUGAAUGAGAAACUAGAGACUAUUUUAUUUCAGCUCCGCCAGGUUACACGCGAGAGGGAUGAGUUACGCAAGCGCCUUGCACUUUCAUCUCCUGGAUCAACCUUCGAUGACUGCAGGCCUAGUCCAAAACCAAGUCAUGAUUAUGAAAGAUUGAAGAUCCAGUGUAUGAAAGCCAUGUCAGACCUACAGUCUCUACAGAAUCAACAUACCAAGACACUGAAAAGAUGUGAAGAAGCAGCCAAAGAGGCAGAUUUUUAUCAUACCUUGCAUAGUCGACUGCUGAGUGACCAGUCACAGCUGAAGGAGGACAUGGAUACCUUGAAGAGGAAGAAUACGCAGUUGGUGCGAGAGCAUAACCAUCUCCAGCAAUCAUGUGAGGAAAUGAAGAGACUUCAUGAUGAGGAUCAGAAAGAGAUAACAGACCUACGCAGCCAGCAACAGCAGGUUAUGAAACAGAAUGGAUCCUCAGAGAUACUGAAUAAACUCUAUGAUACAGCAAUGGACAAGCUAGAAGGUGUGAAAAAGGAUUAUGAUGCGUUAAGGAAACGGUACAAUGAGAAGAUAGCAAGCCACAAUACAGAACUUAGCCGGCUAGAACAGACUGAGGAGGAGAACAGGCGUCUUCAGAAGCAGAUUGACAUGUUAAUGAAACAGAGGGACACAGCAAUACAUGUCCAGCAGCAGUAUUCCUCCUCUCUUAGAAGGUUUGAGUCAAUUCAGCAAGAACUAAGCAAAGCAACUGCGCAGAACAAGGAGUUACAGAGAGAGAUGGAGCGGUUACAGUCAGAAGUGACACGGUUCAAAACAAUGCAGCUGAAGGCAGUGAAGGAUGCAGAGAAGUACAAGGAAGAGAGAGACUCUGUUUUCAAUGAAUAUCGCCUCAUAAUGAGUGAGAGAGACCAAGUGAUCAAAGAGGUGGAUAAGCUUCAAACUGAGCUAGAGCUUGCAGAGUCCAAACUGAAAAACACUUCCUCAGAGAAAAGAGUGGCUAGUGAAGAGAUGGAAGCUUUAAGACAGGAGCUAAACUCAGCUCUAGUGGAAAGAGAUCGAGCAAUUUGUGAGAGGAAUGAGUUGCUGGAAAAGUACUGUCAUGAAGUGAAGGACAAGGCUGAGGCCAAGAAGGAGCUUGAUCAAGCUUGCAAGGAUAUAGAGACAGUGAAGGAAGAAAGAGAUGUUGCCAGGAAAGAGAGAACAGAAGCUAUCAUCCAGAGAGACCAUCUGCUAAGGGAAUAUUACCAAGCUCGUCAGAUCCAAGAUUCUGCUACACUGGACGUAGAAAGAGCUAACAAAGAAAUUGAAAUGCUUCGGAAGCAAUAUGAGGCCAUGUCACAGGAGCUAAAGGAAGCCAUCCAGGAAGCAGAAGUAGCCAAAUGUCGGAGAGAUUGGGCCUUUCAAGAACGGGACAAGAUAGUUGCGGAAAGAGAAAGCAUCCGGACUUUGUGUGACAACUUGAGGAGAGAGCGAGACAGAGCUGUGAGUGACUUGGCAGAGGCUCUUCGCAAUCUUGAUGACAUGAGGAAGCAAAAAAAUGAUGCUGUGCGUGAACUGAAGGAACUAAAAGAGAAGAUGGAGAACCAGUUGGAAAAGGAAGCCAGGUUUCGGCAAUUGAUGGCCCACAGUUCUCACGAUUCAGCUAUAGACACGGAUUCUCUGGAAUGGGAAACAGAAGUGGUGGAGUUUGAAAAAGACCGAGAGGAUAUGGACUUGAAAGCACUUGGUUUUGAUGUGGCAGAAGGUGUGAAUGAACCAUACCUCCCUGGAGACUGUGGGAUUUUUGUCACCAAAGUAGACAAAGGAAGUAUUGCAGAUGGUCGAUUAAGAGUGAAUGAUUGGUUACUGAAGAUAAAUGAUGUGGAUCUUACUAAUAAGGAUAAGAAGCAAGUUAUAAAAGCUGUACUUAAUGGAGGAGGAGUUAUUAAUAUGGUGAUUCGAAGAAGGAAGUCCUUAGGCGGGAAAGUGAUAACACCUUUGCACAUCAAUCUUGCUGGGCAUAAAGAUAGUGGAAUUAGUUUAGAAAAUGGAGUAUUUGCUGCUGCUGUUGUGCCCGGUAGCCCUGCUGCCAAAGAUGGAUCCCUUGCUGUGGGAGAUAGAAUAAUUGCCAUUAAUGGCAUUGCACUAGAUAAUAAAUCACUGACUGAAUGUGAAGCUUUGCUACGAAACUGUAGGGAUUCCCUUACCCUCUCAUUGAUGAAGGUUUUUCCUCAGAGCUCAUCCUGGAGUGGUCAGAACAUAUUUGAAAACCUGAAGGAUUCAGAGAAAAUAUCGAACUGCAGGGUUCAUACAUCAGAGAUACAAGUUCAGAAUAAAAGAAACUUGAAACACAACAGUUCAACACAGACAGACAUUUUCAAUCCAGACAUCCUGGAUGGCAAGAAGGACCAGAGUGACCAGGGGAGUGGUUCGUUCUGUGAUCACACGCCCUUUUCCAGCCGUGCUUUACGGGCAGACUCUCGCAGGAAUGCUGUGCACAGCUGCCACAGUAAUUCAGAACACAGUCUUAGCUCCUUUAGUCCAGACACUUAUGGGGAACGAGGCUAUGGACUUGUUGACUUGGAUGGCAGGAGGCUGCCAUUUGAGCCCACGGUAGCCGACUGCAUCAUGGUUGAGACCACGCUAGACAAAGGGCAUGGAGCUAAGCAUAGUGGUGGUACGUGGCCUAAAGUGAUGGUCAAUAUUUCAACAGCAGAAACUGAAAAGUUCUCUGUGUACAAAAAGCCAAAACAAAGGAAGUCCAUCUUCGACCCUGACACUUUCAAAAGACCACAGACUCCUCCCAAAAUGGACUAUCUCUCCACUAAUCAGGUGUCCGCGCAUUCACCUCAGCUCUCAAAAGCUGAAGUGGCUUCAACUCCUCCAACCCCUCCCAAGAGAAGUGACUCUAUUAAAUUUAAACAUAAACAGCAGACAAGUUCUGCAUCAGACUCUACUGUAACGACUGGAUCCCCACCUACCAGCCCAGCUACUGCGCAGCCCCCAGUGUCCUUGGCACUUAAGCAGGAUUCAGACACUCACAAGGGGCACAGCAGGAAUGCUGGGCAUUAUUACAGGGAGGAGGGGAUCGACUGCACUCAUUUAUCUUCAAGAAAAUCUUGUGAAGAUGACAUUGGCUUUCAAAGAGUUGAAGAGCCAGAGAUAAAAAGACCAAGACCAAAAUCGGCACCUGCUUUGAGACAUAAACUGACCCCUGUGCCCAUUCCUAAUCCUUCACUUCAGGUACAGAAAUACACUCCAGCCAGUGAAGAGCAUCUCUCUCCGGAGCUCCAGGAGUGGCCGCCGUAUUCACCAAAACGUUCCACUAGGCACAGUGAUGGUUUUGUCUCUUCCUCCUUGUACACGGGAGCCAUGUCAGCAGGUACUGUACCAAGAAGUUUAGCACCAUGUCCUGCAGUAACUGCUGUCAUGAGAAAUCCAGUUUAUACUGCUUGGAGCCACAGAGUUCACACCAACAAUUGCCCGUCUGUUGCCAGCCAAAUCUGCCAUCAGCAUCUGCAUCCCAGUGCUCAGCACCAAGGUCGCCUGAGUUUGGACCUAAGUCACAAACACUCCAGUGAUUAUUCUGAAAAUUCACGGACAAGAGCAUCACAUGGUUCAAAUUCAUUACCAUCCAGUGCAAGACUUGGUUCUUCCAGCAACUUGCAGUACAGGACGGAAAGAAUUAAGAUCCCUUUAACCCCAAGGUAUCCAAGGUCCAUCAUUGGCUCCGACAGGGGUUCACUGUCACAUUCUGAAUGUAGCAGUCCCAGCCUGAUAACCCCUCCACAAUCACCACUGAACCUGGAAACAUCUUCUUUUGCCAGCAGCCAGUCACAGAACUCGCUUUCUACGUUACCUAGGAUUUCUAUUAGCCCGGUAUCAAUUGGAGAGCGUAGAAAAGAUAGGCCGUACAUGGAAGAACCACGCCAUGUUAAAGUGCAAAAGGGUUCUGAGCCACUAGGGAUUUCCAUUGUGAGCGGAGAAAACGGUGGGAUAUUUGUGUCUAAAGUAACUGGUGGAAGCAUUGCCCAACAAGCUGGCCUUGAAUACGGUGAUCAGUUACUGGAGUUCAAUGGAAUAAAUCUGAGAAAUGCUACAGAGCAGCAGGCUCGACUGAUCAUUGGACAGCAAUGUGACACCAUUACUAUUCUGGCUCAGUACAACCCACAUAUGUAUCAACUUGGCAAUCACUCACGAUCGAGUUCUCGCUUAGAACCGGUCAGCAAUCAUUCCACUCCUCAAGGCAGUGGAGCUGCAACCCCUGACAAUCAUUCCAUAAUUGAUACUGUGAGUGAACAGGAUGAAGGAACAAUGACACCUCCAUCCAAACAAACCACACCUACAACUAGUCCCCGGAAUUCCAUGAGGGUCACUGUGGACACAAACAAGAGGACCCCUGAACCAAGAAAUGUUGUCAUUAAAAAAUCCCAAGUGGAGCUUGGAAUCCAGAUAUGUGGUGGAAACCUGCAUGGAAUAUUUGUGUCUGAUGUAGAAGAUGACAGCCCAGCAAAAGGACCUGAUGGACUAGUAACGGGAGACAUGAUACUUGAGUAUGGAUCUGUUGAUAUGCGAAAUAAAACAGCUGAGGAAGCCUACCUUGAAAUGCUGAAGCCAGGAGAAAAUAUAAGAGUAAAGAUUCAGUACAGAAUAGAAGAAUUCAACAAGAUUAAAGAGUUACCUGGAGAUGGAUUCUAUAUCAGAGCACUUUAUGAUCGGCUGGCAGAGGUGGAGCAGGAUUUAAACUUUAAGAAGGAUGACAUUUUGUAUGUUGAUGAUACUCUACCUCAGGGGAACUUUGGUUGCUGGAUGGCUUGGCAGCUGGAUGAGAAUGCUCAAAAGCUAGAGAGAGGACAGAUUCCCAGCAAAUAUAUGAUGGACCAGGAGUUCUAUAGGAGACACAGUAUGUCUGAGGCUAAAGAUGAAAACAGCUCCACUAAGACUUUGUCAGCAGCAGCUCGAAGAUCAUUCUUUAGAAGAAAGCAUAAACACAAACGUAGUGGUUCCAAAGAUGGAAAAGAUUUACUGGCUCUUGAUACAAUCAGUACAGACUCCAUUCCUUUCUUGGAUGAUUCUGUGAGUCUGGUUUAUCAGCGUGUACAGAAGGUGCAUUGUACCUCUCCCAGGCCUGUACUCAUUCUAGGACCAUUACCUGAUGCUGUGAAGGACAUGCUAGUCAAAGAAUCUCCUGGAAAAUUUUGCAGAUGCCCCCUUGAAGUGAUGAAAGCUUCCCAACAAGCCAUCGAACGGGGAGUGAAAGACUGUUUGUUUAUAGAUUACAAACGAAGGAGUGGACAUUUUGAUGUGACAACAGUAGCUUCAAUAAAGGAGAUAACAGAGAAGGACUGUCAUUGUCUAUUGGACAUUGCUCCUCAUGCCAUUGAACGGCUCCACAGUGUUCAUAUCUACCCUAUUGUCAUCUUCAUUCGAUACAAAAACGCUAAGCAAAUCAAAGAGCAAAAAGACCCAAUCUUUCUGAGGGACAAAGUUACACAAAAACAUUCCAAAGAACAAUUUGAGACAGCUCAAAAAAUAGAACAGGAAUAUAGCAAGUACUUCACAGGUAUUGUCCAGGGAGGAGCCCUUUCAAGCAUUUGCACUCAGAUUAUGACAACUGUUGAUCAAGAACAAAAUAAAGUCCUGUGGAUUCCAGCUGGCCCGCUAUAGAUACUUGCCGUGAAACUCUUCUACAGAUGUAACUAACAGUUGGCUUUUCUUUUUGUCCAAUGGACACUGUCCAUUUUUAUCUCUAUAGAGAUAUAAAUGAUUGAUUUAUGAAGGGGAUUGAUACACUGAACAAAAAAACAUCCACAAGGUGUGCUGGAAGAGAGAGAUCACUUUAUCAGAAGAACUUGUAUUUUAUUGUGUGCUUUUAUACAAAACAGAAUGGGAUAUAAUGUAGGUGUACUUUUUCAUAAGAGAUUAAUUUAGUGAUGCUGCGAAACAAAAACCCUUUAGAAUGACAAGUUUACAAAAACCUUUUCCAAGUAUUUGGUUGUUGAUGUUUACUUGAAUGUCUUUAAGUUUCUUUCCUUUCCCCAAAUGAGGCAUAUCUCCAAAAUGGAGUGAUGUUUUUACAUAUGAAUGAAUGGUUGUGGGCAGUGUGAUUCUACCUUGCAAUUCUGACCAUUUCCGAGCACACUGUUGACAUGACUACCGGAUAAUCACAUGGGUUUUGUGAACGGUACAUUUUGGGAGUGAGCUCAGAAGGAAGUACACUCCUCUACAGGGCAGACCACUGUUGAUAAAAUACAAACGCUUGUCUGUCAAAGAUACUGUUUUUCGUUUUUCUGCAUGGAUCGAAUAUUUAAACAUCAUAAUAUAUCUGAUCACUCUAAACUUAAUGUGUGUUGAGAAAUAAUUUUUGGUUGUUGGGCCUGGAUUAAAUAGAGAUGGGGAGAGUCAAUAGCUAGGCCUAGCAUGCUGUGUUUGUCACUUUCAGAGACUGUAAAUAUUGAAAGCUUAUGUUGGUGCAAUUUUGCAGGGUAAUUCUUAAGCAUUGUACUUCAGUGUGUAGCAUUCACAUAGAUUUUUAUUUAAUAUAAGAACAGUCACAGUUUUAGGGCUUUGAUUAAAAGCCUUUAGGGAGGUACCAUAAUUGUUAGUGUUGUCACUGUCAACAAAUAAGCAAUCGUUUAGUUUUGGUUACAAGACUUAUGUACCCAUUGUACCAAACUCCGUUGUAUCAGUUCCGUUUUUGUUUUUGCACUUCUGAGUCUGUGUUCCUAACACAAAGUUUGUUUUUGUCUCUCUUUAACUGUAUGUCAUGUUUGUAGAUACUGUACUUCAGCUGUUCUUUUGAAGUAGAACUGUUUCUUGGUGACUGUUCCUAACAUUUCAUUAUGUAGCAAGAAGUAUUUUGUAGUUUUACCCAACAUUGUGUAGUUUUGCUUUUAUUUUCAGUUUUUUAAUUAAAAAAGGGAUUUUCUUGUACAGUUCUUCAAAGAAAAAUUUGGUCCUAAAAUUUAACUUCUGUUUUCCAGAUACUGUUUUAUAGUUCAAAAUACUUUAAAAAAAUAUAUAGGAAAUGUAUUGAUGAAUUACUGGUAAAAAUACUUUACAUGUUGAGGGACAGCAGUUAUAUUUUUUUUAAGUUGAGGUCAGAGUUGGACUCCAAUGGUACAAUUGAAACAGACAGGUACAGUUCUGACUUGGAUUUUCUGAACUAAAAAUAAAAAUGUCACUUUGUAUAAAAAAAAAAAAGUAAAGAAGCUGAUUAUUGUGUUAAAUAACAGUCAAUUUCUAGAACUUGACUUGUGCAUGAGAGCUAUUUAUAUAUUGUAUAUUCUCACUUUUUACUUGAGACAUACGGAGCCAAUUUUAAUUCUUGUACUCAUAACAUUUGCACAUAUAAAAUCUUCAUUCUGUGGGCUCUACACACAGGCUUUCUCCACAAAAUAGAUUCUGAAGGCAUAAUUUGUACACUUAUCUCCAAUUCUCUGGGUUUUCAGGGUGUUGGAAGAAUUCAGACUUGUCAAUAGAUGUUUCAAGGAUACAUUCCUUUCUGAAGCACCUGCCAAUUGAGAUAAUUGAUGAAAAACUGUCCCUUACCUAUAUUUUUUAUAAGUAAAACAUUAACAUCAAUUAAUCUAACCAAGUUUUCAUGUUCUGCAGUAGGCCAUCACAUGUCUACCAAACUGGUGAUCCAGUACCCAAGCCUGCACAGGAUCUGUGUCCCUUCCUACUUGAAGAAAGGAAAUUUUGGGGUGGCACAUAUACAUAUUCUUCAGCAUAGUGAGUGUCCCAGUUCAUACAGUGGUAGUUUUUCAGAAGUGUAUAGCAAGGACACCAAAACCAUUUGAACUAAUAUAAACAAAAUUAACAACUAUGAACAACAUGCUUCAUUCAUCUGGGAACCAGCCUAACACCAUCCUCCUAGCAACACCCUCAUGCAAGACUUGGAAUUCAAGUACUAGGUAUGUUGUGAAGAAAUCCCUGGCCUGAGUGCAGAAGAAAAUCUUCUUGCCUUCUGCAUCCAACACAUAAAACUUGGUACCUUAAAGCCAAGUGAUAGGAAACACAGUGAACUUGAUCAGCUGAAUGACUGCCUUGGUUUUGGCUAGGUCUAUUUUUAGCAUUGUGCAGGCAUCCAUGGCUUGGGACAGAUUUAUAGUGCAAUUUUGUGAGACUUCUAGGUAAUGCAGUUGACUUGAGGAAUGAAUUCUGGGUUUGUCCAAAGAAGAACUUUAUCGGCAUGAAAAAUUCAGUACUGGUUCUGUCUGGACAGAACUUUUAAAUUGCACUACAGAUCAAGCUAACAUUACUGCUAUCAAGGCUACUUGCCAGAGAGGGAAGUAUGAAAGGGUGGCACAUGAGACUGUUCAACAUCAGGUUGAGGCCCAUCAUGCAACUCUGUACCCCAGCUUUUACAUUAUAGCCAGACACAGUCUACUCUUUUCACUGAUUUAUCUGGAAGCUAAAAGGGUAGAGAUUAUCCUAUCUGAAUAUUCCUGCAUCAGUAGUCACUUAAUUUCUAAAUGCCAGGCAGCCAACUUUAGCCUCCCAUGGUCAUACUGCAUGAUGGGUAAGGCAAUUCCUAUCUGCAUCCCUAUACUUUGAAUACCCAAUUAUGGCCCUUAGUCAGAAUACAGGAAUUUACAUAAUAUUGUAUAGUUACUGAGGAAAAAAAGUUCUAUUAUCAAGCAGGGAAUUGUGUAUGUGAGAAAUAAGUGAACUGUUGUGGGUCAGUAGAGCGCACUAUCCCUGUGCUCUGACUGUCAGGAGACUGAAAUGGAAAUCUUUGUCAGAUGCUAUUCUCAGCUUUUUGGCUUAAUUUGAGACAGACUUUGUGUCAGACACAACACCUCAAGGCUAGAUUUGCCAGUAAUUCCAGAAGAAAUAAUUUUGGCCCAGUGUUUUACAUAAUGCACAUAGGCCUGUUCUACAAACUGCAGUAGUUAGAAAACGAGUUCUGAAAAUCUUAUGCCUGCAGUCAGACAUACAGCACAGUACUUUACCUAGUGACCUUUUCAAAAUAUUACCAUAUUUCAGACUGUUUUCUUAGCUGUUAGUAGGAUGUCUUUCUCAAAUGGAGUCCACUAGCAUGGAGUGUGCAAACAUUCCUUUUUGCCUUAUCUGGUCAUUUUUACUGUUGCUUCAUCAAGUUCUGGAAAUAAACCUAUGAUGCAUGAAAUGAACAUGAAUAUUUUUAUAUGAUUUUGUUUUUAAAGUAAGAUGUGCAGCCUCUGUGCCCUCAAAUAGUUUGUAAAAAUGGGGUUUUGAG
Messenger RNA from Mauremys mutica (yellowpond turtle), 9826 nucleotides. It is a transcript of the gene DLG5, whose product is annotated as discs large MAGUK scaffold protein 5. Lineage: Eukaryota; Metazoa; Chordata; Testudines; Geoemydidae. The record is from RefSeq and is a predicted model, not a curated record. Gene Ontology annotation, biological process: regulation of apoptotic process. The transcript is spliced from 33 exons. Gene Ontology annotation, molecular function: protein binding. Bases 199 to 6270 code for a protein of 2023 amino acids.